GGAGGUCCUCCGAGUCGGAGGAAGAAUUCCGUUUCCAAUCCAGACGUCUUUACCCCAAAAAGACCAUUUGUGUGUGCAAGUCGUUUUUAAAUGUCUCCUCGUAGAAAAACUGAAAGUAGAAAGAAAGGAAGCAAUUUCCUAGCAGAUGUCUGACCACCCCUUCUCGCACACUCCCAGCAUCGGGUUACAGGGUCCUGGGAGCCCCCACCCCCACAUUCUGCAGCCCCACACGGGUGGACCCACAGACCCUCCACAGCAGCUUGUGCACAAUCCCUGAAAGCCCCACGGCACCCCGGGAGCCCCUCUCCUUGCACGUCCAGGCCCGGGGAGGAGGGGUGGGUAGCACUGCAACACAAUGAUGCAGGGAUAAAUAUUAAGCCGUGACAUUGACGUGCCCGGCACCUCCCCUCCCCCGCACUCCCGGCACACUCUGGGCUGCUCGGCACGCCCCCUCCCGUUCCACUGCGUCCCGCGCCGCGCGCUCAUCCCCGAGGGGCCCCUGCAACCUCUCCGCGCGAAGACGGCUCCAGCUCUGCAGGGAAAGAAAAGUAACUUCGCUUUUCUCGGAGGAACCAGGAAGGAUUAAGCAGCCUGGGAGAGGGCAGGAGUGCGCCGAGGGUGGAAGGAUUGUGGACUGAGACGCUCUGGGGCAGAGACUAUGUAAUCGCUUCGGUGUCUGUGCAGAAGACUGCGCUUCGGGGAGGGAAGAGGAGGGAUCGGCUCGCUCCUUGGCGACUCGGCAGGCGGAGUUUCGCGGCGGCACCGGGGUUGCGCCCGCCCGCGGGGAGGUCUCUCCAUCCAGCCCCAGCGGCCGCGAGAACCCGAGCGCCGGAGCGCGGUAGUCGGCGGGGGCGAGGGAGAGCGAGACCGAGCUCCGGGGCGCGAGGGAGCGGGCCGGGAGUCCGGGAAGAGGCGAGCGGCGGCCGCGAGCGAGCCGAGCGCGCCCCCCCCCGCCCACCCCAGCGGUGCCGCGCCGGGCGGCGUCCGGGCGGCAUGGAGAAGGACGGCCUGAGCCGCGCAGACCAGCAGUACGAGUGCGUGGCGGAGAUCGGGGAGGGCGCCUAUGGGAAGGUGUUCAAGGCCCGGGACCUGAAGAACGGAGGCCGUUUCGUGGCGCUGAAGCGCGUGCGGGUGCAGACGGGCGAGGAGGGCAUGCCGCUCUCUACCAUCCGCGAGGUGGCGGUGCUGAGGCACCUGGAGACCUUCGAGCACCCCAACGUGGUCAGGUUGUUUGAUGUAUGCACAGUGUCACGGACAGACAGAGAAACCAAACUGACAUUAGUGUUUGAACAUGUUGAUCAAGACUUGACCACUUACUUGGAUAAAGUCCCGGAGCCUGGAGUGCCCACUGAAACCAUAAAGGAUAUGAUGUUUCAGCUUCUCCGAGGUCUAGACUUUCUUCAUUCUCACCGAGUAGUGCAUCGUGAUCUAAAACCACAGAACAUUCUGGUGACCAGCAGUGGACAAAUAAAGCUGGCUGACUUCGGCCUUGCCCGCAUCUACAGUUUUCAGAUGGCUCUUACCUCAGUGGUCGUCACGCUGUGGUACAGAGCUCCAGAAGUCUUGCUUCAGUCCAGCUACGCCACCCCUGUGGACCUCUGGAGUGUUGGCUGCAUAUUUGCAGAAAUGUUUCGUAGAAAGCCUCUUUUUCGUGGAAGUUCAGAUGUCGAUCAGCUUGGAAAAAUCUUGGACGUCAUUGGACUCCCAGGAGAAGAGGACUGGCCUCGAGAUGUCGCCCUUCCCAGGCAGGCUUUUCACUCAAAAUCUCCUCAACCGAUUGAGAAGUUUGUAACAGAUAUUGAUGAACAAGGCAAAGACCUACUUCUGAAGUGCUUAACAUUUAAUCCAGCCAAAAGGAUAUCCGCCUACAGUGCCCUGUCUCACCCAUACUUCCAUGACCUGGAGAGGUGCAAGGAGAACCUGGAUGCCCAUCUGCCUCCCAGCCAGAACAGCUCAGAGAUGAAUACAGCCUGAGGUGCCGGCCGCUGCCUUGAGCUGAUCACCCCGAGAACACCCUUGGGGGCUGAUGGCCCCCCCACACCCUGAGUAAGCCCCAGCAGAGGUGCUGAGGAUCACUGGCUGGGGAUCUUCUAGUUGCCGUCUUCUGGACGGGCUCUGCUUCUCCAUGGAAACCACCUCGUGUACUGUUUUGAAAUCAAUGCAAGAAUGUUUGCAGCUUUAUGUUCGUUCGUUUGUUUGUCUGUCUGUUUGUUUGUUUCAAGAACCUGGAAAGAUUCCAGAAGAAGAGAAGCUGCUGACAAAUUGUGCUGCCAUUUCGUUUUUCUAACCUUGAAUGCUGCCAGUGUGAAGUGAGCAAUCCAGGCACAGCUGAGUUAUGAUGUAAUCUCCCUGCAGCUGCCCAAGCCUGAUUCGGUACUUUUGAGUGAGAAUGCGAGUGUGUGUGUGUGUGUGUGUGUGUGUGUGUGUGUGUGUGUGUGAGAUUCUUGUUCUCUUAAAGUGUUACUUUCUGUAAACAACAAGAAUAAUUGAAUUUUAAAGACUCAAAGUGACCUAUAAAUAACAGGUGUCUGUUGACUAAAGGUGAUUUACCAGAAUGGGCUUCUCAAAUUAGAAAGUUAAGCCUAUGUCCUCAGAAUUUCAUGGCCAAAAGCAGUAAAUUUGCUAGCAGUAAAAGGUUCACUAUCUAGAUGACGUUUUAUACACACAACAAAAGGGAAAAAAUGCUAGUAUCUUUUAAGAGACCUGUUUUUUAAAGCAUACAUUCUAUUUACUCUUCAAAAAGCUGAAUUUACUCAAUAUAAGUCCAUUUUAACCUGUAUUAUAUGCUUUAUUGUUUCUUUUGAAAAAUACCCUUUAAGCUUUUUCUUACUUGCUAUAGAUUUAGGGAGUGUACCUCAAAUAGGUAAAAUUGUCAAAAAAAAAUUAGAGAAGGCCUUUAUUUCCUGAUUUGAAAUCUAUUUCCUUUUUGGGUUUUGUUGUUACUUUGUUUUGUUUUUGAUUUUAGGAAUUUGUCAGAAACUGUUUCCUGUUUUAGUGUGGAGAGUAGUUCUCUCUGACAAGAGACAGGAAUACCAUUUAAGUUUUCCCUAUUACACUGUACUUUUUCUACCAUGCACUGCCUUGUUUGCAAAGUAUCCAUCUUAUCUAUCCCCCAGGGCCUCUAAUAUAUAUUACUGCCUUUACAUAACUAAUAACAGAUUGCUUAAGCUUUUCCCAUGCACCUCCUGCUUGCUUGCUUUCAAUGAACCUUUUGUAAAUAGUUAAGAUUCAGGUUGUGGUUUAUGGCUCCGAUUUCGCUAUCCUAACGGGGUCACUCCCCCCCCCCCCCCCGUAUGUUCUUGCUCUGAUGCGAUCUUCCUACCUGGCAUUCAUUGUUGUUACCUAGGCAGUGAAUAGAGGACGGUUCUUCUCUAUCACCAGCACAUAGAUUGCUUUAAACUGUUACUUAGUGUUCUACGAUUUUUUUUAGAAUAUAUUGUCAGUGUAGAAUCAGAGGGGAAUGUCUUUAACUAUUUUUUAGAAAUAUAUAUUUACUGUAUAAAAUGAUCUUUUCUCCAUCCUCCAGGCUGUGCUUGUUUCUAGUGCCUUGUGCAUACUCCUCUCUCUGCAGAGCCAGCCUGCCCUGGGCAUUGUGAACAGCUUUAUUUUUUUUCUCUUGCCGUUUUCUCUACUGUUCCUUAUAUUCCAAUGUCCUCUCUGCCUUCUAUGUGGUUAGUGCUGAAAGACACAGUGAUUAAGUACCUUUUUGGAAGUUUAGCUAUCUUUGCUUUCUGACUCAUGUUUUGAGUGCAUGCAACAGUUAGACCGCGUUUAGAGUUAGGGUUUUCAAAGAAUGAACAUUGCUUCCCUCAGUAGAAAAUGUUCCACAUGAUGUUUAUAUAUUGUCAGGCCUUCCUGAAUUCUUCACAGCUCAAUAUUUCUUAUACUACCAUCUUGAACAAGAGUAAAAUUAGGAGACCUUUCUCCUUGAAAGUUUUUUGGGGUGGGAAUUACUCUUUUUUAAUACAUAAUGUUGUUUAACAUUUUUCUAACUCGGUAACUUGAAGAGCAGGAUACGAAUGAGAAGAUGGGCCAUAAGAAUGUUCUACACUUUCUUCAUUGUUGACAGCAUUGAUUAUGUUUCGUCAUCACUGUAAAUGCUUGAGAUAUAAUGGAUCCAGAGAAUUCGGGGCGAUGUCUCCCCUGGAACAGUGAGUUCUGCCUUUCCUUUGAUCGGGGGUCAAAAUACAAAGACGUUUUUGCUGGGGCCUAGAAAUUGAAUUUUAAAACUUACUGCCCUGAUUCGUCAUGUGCUUUUUGGUUAGAGUGGACAUAACUUGAGUUUCUGCUUUUUUAAGUUUUUCACAAGUUCUCCCAAGAAAAAUGCAGCUGUUCUAAACUGGAAUUUUUCAGCAUUCUUGAGAAUUUUAAACAAGUAGAGAGCUUCACUUUAUUUCUAGCAUAUACUUUUGGGUCAUUUCUCGGUAGUGUUUAUGAAGAAAACUUAAAGCACAAACAUUUCCGCAUUGGAUACUUGGCAGAUUAUCCUUGGAGAGGCAGAAGGAGGGGGCACCUCGGCCUCUCUGAACUUGAGUCUGACCCCAGCGCGCCCAUCUGUAGUUCUUGUAGUUGAGUGGUUACCCUCUUGUUUUAUGGCUUUUCUAUCCGGGCGCACCAGUUCUGAAAUCCAGAUCCCACACCAGCAUCCUUGCCACUGGGGCACUGGGAAGCAUAUAGCAGCAUAGCAAUUCACUGAAUACAGCUUAUGCUUCUGUGACAGACGGUUUCAAACGUCUUUGCCAAAAGCGAAGGCGUGGUUAGCUGCAAAGGUCAUACGCCCCCAGGGUUAUACUGAAGCCGCUUAUAGCAGUAAAAAUCUGGGGUCAGAUUGAAAAUCCCAUUUGAGUCUCCUACCGAGGACUGGGGCUGGCAUGUGCCUGAUAGUUUCUACGUGGCAGUUGUUCUGGGGGCCCAGGCAAUGUGGGAACGGUUGUGCAGGCUGGAGUGGUAACAAUCCCAGACACCUGUCCAUUUCAGCAUCAUAAGCUAUCAUGGGGCAAAGGUAAUAAGGCCCUAAUGUGAUAACCUUAAAAACACAAUUUCCAAGAGCUUUUAAGAACCCAGUGCCUUGGCGCCUCCCACUUUGUCUCUCCUUUAAAGUGGAUAGGAACCCAAGAAGCAAAGAACCUGUUUUGGACAAGAGCUCCAAGCCUUUUCAUCCCUCUGUAUUCUCAUGAUUUUCUCUCAGGACUCAUACAGUAGGAAUGGCACACUCUUCAUUUAGCCCAAGGUGUCUUACUAAAAAUAGUUCAAAAUAUUUACCUAAGACUAGAAUCUCAGCCUUUACUUGUAAGUAAAAAUGAAAAUUUCAGAAUGCACGGGCUAUCUUAAAGAAGAUUUGUACCCCUUACUAAAGAUUUUAUCGUUUGACUCCAGAAUGUGGUACUAUCCAUCUUGAUGAAAAAAAGCCUAAAUAGUACCAAAUAUUUUGAACCUUAAAUUAUGUAUUGCAGUUGAGCUUUAGCUACCGCUGCUUCUCUUAAAAGCGGUGCCUAUUAAAGUCGGUAAUGGCAAUCCUCAUUCCUUUAUAGAAAUUAAAAUCAUGUAAGCUUCUAAUGUAAACAUAUUAAAAUUCUUCUCUUCAGAGAAUUGCUUCUUUUAAAUGACAACUGGACAAUUUUUAUGAUAAGCACACAAGAGAAUGUCUCACAUUUUCCAAAAGCAGUCUUUUGUUGCAUCGUUGGGUCUAGGAAAGAGUAAUAUUAAAAGUUAAUAAGCCACUGUAAUUACUUAAUUGUGUUAGUACAGAAACUAUAGAAUAUUUACCUUGGAAAGAAAAUGUUGAGACAUUAUAAAUUCUUAGGUAUUGAUAGAAUUCAGGAGAAUGCAUGUUUUACAUUGUGACACAUAAAAGCACUGUCUCUAUUUUGUAAAAAUAAGGAUGUGAUGUGAUUUCCAAAUCUUUUAAAGUCCUAAAACAGUGGACAAUGGAUAGAGGAAAUUCAGGAGAAAACGAAGGUAUUCAAAGAAGGAUAGUUUCAAAGUUAGAUAUAUUCUGAAGGAUGGAUGUUAACAAAUAUAUUGUAAGAAUUUAUAUUAAAGUCACCUGGCAACUAUGAAGUUGAUACGUUCAAAAACAUGUUUUUAUGGAAAAGCUGUUCCAAGCAGUUGCCAUUUCAGAUGUCGGCCUUCACAAACUCAAUCAUCCGUACUCCUUAUUUCAUGGGAGGAAGCAGCAACGUGAAGCUACCGUCUUUACACAAGUCUAAGAAUGGUCACUGUAAAAGUAUAUAUAUAUAUAUAUAUAUACUUAUUAAAUUUUAAAACGGCACAGAUUUCCUGUGCCACCAGGAUUUUUUGAAAAAUUGUGAAGCCCAAAUCAUGUGCAUCCAGUACAUUCAGAUGUAUGAUUAGAAACAUAGCUACGUGCUCCUUCCCCACCGUGGGAAAGCUUGAGGCUACCAAAAGCCUGUCCGGCAAUGUGAGCCCCCAGAUCAUUUGUUUUCCUCAAAAGCACAAGAAAAUAGCAUUUUCAUUUCUUACCAAUGCAGUUUGCAACGCAGUUGUGUUACAUACCUAUAUCUCAAGCAUUUCUAACUUGUACUUUUUCAGAAAAUAAACCAGAAUAUUCCUUUGGCCUUUUCUAUCUUCUGAUGUUUAUAUACAACAGGAAGGUAAAAGAGAAGGGGUCUGAUUUUUAACUGUGUGGGUUUUUUUCUUCAAUUAACUGUUUGUUUGUUUGUUUGUUUGUUUUAAUGAAGUAUGAAUCAGCUUUUCAAAAUGUUUUCUAUUUCUUAGCAUUCCCAGGGAGUUUAGAUAAAUGCAUGAACUUCCAUCGACCUAUGUGUGUUUCCCUGAUACUGGUGCUCUGGCCUUCAAGAAGAAAACAGGAGCCUCUUGAAAAUUAAUACAGGCUUUUUUUCAAGCAUCUACAUAAAUAUUAAUACAGCAGGUUGAAGGUUAUAUGGUAGGGAAGGGAAACGACUUUUCUUGCAGAUGUCGGUUUUAAAUUUCACACUGUCCUCGAAGACAUGGGCUUUCUUGUUUUAUUCCAGUGUAUUCCACAAGGUGGUGCUCUCAGAGGGGAGAAAAAAGUCUGAGCAACGCUAAAGAGGUACUUCUCAAGACUUCAUUCUAACUUUAUUUUUCUGCACAUAUUUUACUCUUGCUUAGCACUUGUUUGUUGGGAUGAUUAAGAGUCUUCCUAACACUCUGUAACCUGGGUAUUCUAGUUGUUCUCUGAAUAAUUGUCUGCAAGUGAGUUGUUCUUGAGAAUGGAUAGCACACUCAUUUUGAUCAUUUAAGUGCAUAAAGAGAGCCAAGACAUAGGUUUCAAGAAGCCUUUUUUUUUUUUUUUUCUUUUUUUGAGGUACCUAAUUACCUCACUCUCCUAGGUGCAGAAGUUACAAAGAUGGACGGGCUUACUAGUUAAAAGGCAGCACUCAUCUGUGACUAGGGUAGUUUUGUUAGGAGUAUAAAACCUCCAGUGGCCUCAGCCAAAAUACCUAUACCCCCGUCUGCUGUUUUCACAUUUCCUACCAUGAUGGUCUUUAGACAUUGACUAAAAUCUUAAAUCCUCAUUUAAAAAUCAGAUGAGUAAAAUAAGGAACAUUGGUAUUUAAGUAGGCAAAACUGGUUGUUUUGUUGUUUUUUUUUUCUGAAGAAAUGCCAUGCUGAAACAGAGCCCUUAAAUACCAAAAGACCUGGUCAUGUUUUACAUCUGUGUAAUCACAAGUGUAAAUUCACAAGAAAUGCUAAUUUUUAAAAAUCCUGUCCAAGCAUGUGAGCAUGAUAAUUUAGGAGUAUAUUUACAUAAAUCUUUCAUUUCUCCACUUGGGAAGUUCUUUGACUCUCUCUCUCUAUAUAUAUAUAGAUCCAUACACUCCUACAUUUUAAUUCACAGGUCUGCUCAGAGACUGAUCAUCCCCCAGAUGGUUUUAGUUAAUUUUAGAAGUCCUUUUCCUCAGUAAGUGUUACAGAAAUUUAGGAGGAAGGCAAUGAUAGUACUUUUCAGAGUUUCCUUAACACGGCGUAACAGAAGGCCGUUCAUUCCUUCGGAGUGGCAGAAACUCGAUAGUGCCUGCUUAACUUCCCUGCAGAGUAGCCGACAGGCAAGUCUCACGAAUUCAUUCUGAAUCAAAAUACCGUACACACUAGGGGCUGGCCAAAGCUCUCUGGGGACUCGUCGGCCUCAUCCCUCUGCUUAAAACCCCACCGAAGCUGAUUCUAAUUUAAGCCCCUAAAUGGAAGGCCGAUUCAGACCUCGAGUUUGUUAUCAGUUGGGCCAGUCUGAACUCUAUUUGCUCGUGGCCAACACCUGACGCCCACCUGAAAACCUUCUGGGUGCGCCGGCCCUUUGGCAGUAGAGUGGCAGUGGGCGGAGCUGGCUGAGACCCGCCCGCCGCUCACCUGGUGGUGCCUGAAACGUAGUACAGACCCGGCGGGAUGCUGUCCGAGGUCCAUGUGCCCUGCUGCUGUCUCAGAGGCAUCUGUUCUGCAGUCUUAGGAAGUGACAUGUCCCUAGAAGCAAAACGGGUGUCUUCUGUGCGUAAAUAAGUACAACACAGUUCUUUGAAAGUUCGGGUAUAAAGAGAUGCUGCUCUGUGUGAAGCGUCUACCAGGCAUCUCUCAAGCUCUAAGCUCAGCUUUUUUUUUUUUUUUUAAGAGAAGAUGUAUAAUUACAGGAAAGAUUGUUUAUUUUUUUAUUUUCUAUCAUUCUGCAUAUAUGAUGGCAAAAGAUGUGCGUGGAAAAGUUUUGUUUUGAAAAUUUAUUUUCUGCCUAGGCGAAAGCUCCUAACUUUCUAGUUUCUACUUUCUUCUUUCUCUUUUUUCUUUGUCAAAUAGUUAAAGGUAUGUAAGCCAAUUAUCUCACAUAGUAGGGGAUUUUCCUGUUUAGAGGACCUUUUGUGUGAAUUGUUUCAUCAAGCAAAUAAUCAACUCCUUCUCUACUUUAGGAGUUUGGAUUGUCAAAUCUAGGUUUCCUUCAUAAAGGGGGCACAUAACUACAUAUUGCAACAAAGAACUAUGACUGUAGCACUAAAGGGCAAGCAUAGAGCCACACAGUUACUUAAUUUCUAACGCUCUGUAGUUUCUGGCCAGAUUCCGUUGACAUGCAUAGGUUACAGUCCUGAAGUUACCCACUGAACCCUUACCUUAAAAGUUUCUAAUCUUAAGUUUUUUGAAAUGCAAUAAUAUGUAUUAGCUAGCAAUACUUCUGUGAUCACCAGCAACUCCUACUUUAACCUUAAAGUCUCCGAAUAAUGAAAGUAGAUCCCAGCAGUAACACAUUUCUUGAACCGCCCCCCCCAAGUACAUUAUAUAGCUUCUCAUUUUGGUCCUGUGUUUGCAACAACGGUGACUAUUACAGUUCUUAGCUUAUUUUGUAUUCAUGUGUUUUACUAUGACCAGUAGUAAAUAUAUUAGUUAGUACAUGGGAUGAAUAGCAGCAACUACCCCUAGAAUCAGCACUUAACAAGGUGGGGAAUUUCUAUGUCAAGUUGUUCUACACUUGCAUAAAUUAUUUCUAUUAUUAUUCAUGUAUGUUAUUUAUUUCUGAAUCACACUAGUCCUGUGAAAGUACAACUGAAAGGAGAUGGCAUUAGGAUUUGCAUUUAAUGUUCAUUAUCAUGGUCUCGAUGGAGCGACGUAAAUUAAAAUUAGACUAAGCCCCCAAAUAAGCUGCGUGCAUUUUAACAUGAUGAGUAGAAUUUAAGUCUGUAGGUGUAGUAUUUUUGUGUCUAGAUGUUUUAUCAUUAUGUAAAGGAGUUAAAGCAAAGGACUUUGUAGUUCUUUUGUCAACUAUGCAUAUAGUAUAGCGUGAAAAUACAGCAAAAAAAAUUAAAACCAGAUAGAAAGCAUCAGAUACUGCCUUAAUUUAGGAACUCGGCCAGACAGCCGUCAGAGUAGAUGCCCGGCAGAGACAGGUACCUGGGUGGUGCCUCCUCGUAUCUGGCCUCGAGAAGAAGCUUCCUCCCUGCGAUCUCGUACCCUCAUAGGUAUCCUAUGCAGUAGUGGGAACAGGUAGUAACUGUUGCAAGGAGAACAGUGUGAGAGUUUUCUGUAGAAGCAAACUGUCAGCUUGUGCCUUGGGGCCUCCAGAAUGUGUCAGAUGGAGAAAUUCAAGUUUCCGUGCUUCAAGCAACGUGUUUUUGUACAGAAGCAAUUCAGUCUGGUAAUAAACACAAGGACUGGAUGUACAGUAGUCAACAGUGGAUGGUAACAACCAACAGUCCCCAACACCUCAGAAGCUUGUUGCAUUUCUGGUAUUUCAGGUUUUGAUCUGAAGGUUAAUUGGCAAGUGUUUGGUAUAGAAGAGCAGUACGUGUUAAGAAAAGCACAAUAUCGGUUCCCGUAGAGUGCAGAUUAGAACUAGAGGGUUUUAUAGGAUUACCAUGUCAGAGAUGUGUCAAUGCAUGUUUUCACUGUAAAAUGUAUUAGUGUAGUGUUUCUGCCUUCCCAUAGGGCUUAGGUAAAACUUUAUUCUAGGUUUUCAGCAAGGUUGUCCUACCAAGUAAGCUUUUUUUUUUUUUUUUUUUUUUUUGGAACUUUUAUAGUAGAAAAUGUGUUAAACGUAGGGAAAAAAAAACACCUUAUUUUGGACAUUUGACUUGUUGGUUUCUGUGUUUGAAAUCACGGUUCUGGAGAUGUAGAGAUUGUGCAUGCACAUGUCAGAUACUAAUCUAGGCUGUGUGAACCAGCCCAGGAUAACCAAUGUCCUCCUGUCCCCUUCAUCCUUCCUCCCUCCCGCCCCCAUCCCAGCCUGUCUGUGUGGUGCUCUUUAUCCUCUUCUGCCGCUCUUCGGGCGUCAGGGACACAAUGAGAGGGAGGCUUUAGGCAUCACGGGUGUGCCUGCUCAGGCUUGGCCACCACUAUUACUUGACCUUUGGCUGGGCACAGAGCGUGCUCACAACACCCAUCACAAAUGCCCUCCAGCAUGUUUGUGUGCAUCGUGAUUUUAAAACCAAGUCAUCCUACAGAGCAUUCAAUUUUGGCUGUGGUGCAAGGAGAGAAACUAAACAAGACUAUAAACCACAUUCCAGGCUGCUGUUUUCUAUCCAUCUACAGGCCAUAGUUUUACUGUAUUUCUUCAUACUUGAAACUCAUUCUGCUAUUUUAAUAUCAGGGUACAGACUUAUAAGGGUGCAUGUUCCUUAAAGGUGCAAAAUUACUCUCAUUCCGUUUGCUCAUAUUGCUACAGAAUGCUGUUUUGGUGCUUUGGAUUGAGCAGGUCAAAGAAGCAGUGUGGAAAUUCACUGCCUGGAACACAGUCUUACAAGAAUGUUAGCAGAUGGCUUGGUAGUAGAUAGUGCUUCUGCUCUUUUCUCCAUACACAAGGUUGAGAGUUACCACACUGGCCUGUCAGGUUCACCUGGGUAUCCUUUGUCACAGAGUACAGAAACCCUGUGCUCUCCCCAAAUGUGGGUGCGGUGCAGCUCUCUGAAAGCAGAGACCUUCCUAUGUGCCGGAUCAUUUAGCCCCCAAAGAAGAAUGGCCGUGGGUGUAGACAGGAGCAGAAUGGGAAGGGCUCUCUCUCGCUCUGGCGACCAUCCCUCCAAUACACAAAAAGCUCUCCUGGGGCAAAAAAAAAGAAAAAGAAAAAAGAAAGAAAGAAGGAAAGCUUAUCUGUAAAGUUACCCCCUUUUUAGCACCCUGAGCUAAAUGAUCUUGCUUCUUUACCCUUUAGGUAGAUGAAAAUACAGGUCAGUUUAUCUAGACUCUUCUCACCUGAAGAGGAAAAUAGAAAAGUAGAUUGUUUGUAUCAUGUAAAAUAUAUAAUCCAAGGACUACCAAAACUUACAUUAAAUCCCCCAUCACUAGCAGUCUGUUUUAAAAAGUAGCUCAAGGCAAAGAUUCUUUAUGAUCUGGACUACCCGAGGUCAGGGACAGUCAUUCUAGCAUGCACCUUACUCUAGGACUUAACUUGGAGAAUGACAACUGCCAGUGUUCACUCUGUGGCAAUGGCAAAGGUAACCUGUCAGAAAAUGCAGAGGGUUGCAGAUCACAAAUCCUUUGGAAACUGGAUGUCUUACUGGGUGCUAGAAUGCAAAUUUAGGUAUUUAUUGUCAGAUAAUGGAAUUCAUUGUUUUUUAAGAAUUCGUGUUGAAACGUCACUGUCCAGUUCAUUGUUUUCACAUAUGCACAAGCUAAAUUGAAGCAAAAAGAGAAUGGUUUGUAUAUUUGUCAUACCUUUUGUAUUUCUUACAAUAAAAAUAUUGGUAGCAAAUAAAAAUAAUAAAAACA
Mirounga angustirostris (Northern elephant seal) is the source of this 12180-nucleotide messenger RNA. It is a transcript of the gene CDK6, whose product is annotated as cyclin dependent kinase 6. Bases 994 to 1974 code for a protein of 326 amino acids. The transcript has 8 exons. The record is from RefSeq and is a predicted model, not a curated record. Gene Ontology annotation, biological process: protein phosphorylation; regulation of gene expression; cell dedifferentiation. Gene Ontology annotation, cellular component: cytoplasm; cyclin-dependent protein kinase holoenzyme complex; nucleus. Gene Ontology annotation, molecular function: cyclin binding; ATP binding; cyclin-dependent protein serine/threonine kinase activity. Lineage: Eukaryota; Metazoa; Chordata; Mammalia; Carnivora; Phocidae.